CACUAUGUCAUUGCCAAAUAUUUUAUCAAAGGCCUCCAAGAGGAAUCUACGUAAGAAAGAACUACGCACCAUAAAAAAAGCCAAAAUUGAAAAAUCCGAUAGCCCAAUCGUCGGAGAGGGUGAUUCCACACUCAAUUCUAGCGCUAAUCAGAACGAAGAAAGAACGAACAUAUUUUAUGAUCCUCUAAAG
Molecule: messenger RNA, 190 nt
Organism: Racocetra persica
Lineage: Eukaryota; Fungi; Glomeromycota; Glomeromycetes; Diversisporales; Gigasporaceae
Source: the annotation of a GenBank genome assembly